UGGCCAAUCAUGAUGACCCAGAAGACUCAAAUUCCCAAAAAGGGCCAAUCACAGAGCCAGAGGUUAAAGAAUCAACAAAGAAACCGCCGCAGAAAGGGGUUAUUUAAGAAAGUUAAGGAAUAUUCCAUUAUAUGUGUCAGGCCCUGGCGCAGACCUGACUGGUCACGUGGUUGCUUUCCACAUGACCUCGCUUCUAGUCAACUUGUCAAGUCGCACAUCGAGUUUCUUUGUCUUCUUUGUUUUCUUCUCCUUCCCUCUCUGUCGGUUCUGCACCUUUUUGAUAGGUUAGAUAUCUCGAAUACAACAAGUUUUGCCUUCAUCGCGAGGUCUUGA
Molecule: messenger RNA, 333 nt
Organism: Rasamsonia emersonii CBS 393.64
Lineage: Eukaryota; Fungi; Ascomycota; Eurotiomycetes; Eurotiales; Trichocomaceae
Exons: 1
Source: RefSeq, a predicted model, not a curated record